UAAGAGGCGGCGCCGGCGGAAGCGUAGAUACUCCGCUCCCCCAAGCGCUUCGUAGUUCGUCCGCUCCUCCACUCCUCUCGCGACAUGAAGGCUGCCGUCGCCCUGUGCCUGGCCCUGGUGGUGGCCCUGGUGGGCGCUGCGCCCGCCGACAAGUACUCGUCGCGCUUCGACCACGUGGACGUGGACGCCAUCCUCCACAACGACCGCCUGCUCGACAACUACAUCAAAUGCCUGGAAAACACCGACGACAAGGGCUGCACGCAGGAGGGGAAGGCACUGAAGGAUGUGUUGGCUGAAGCCAUCGCGACGGACUGCGCGAAGUGCACCGACGUGCAGAAGGGCUUCGUUGGGAAGAUCAUCCCGUUCCUGCGUAAGAACCGCGUGGAGGAGUGGAAGCGGCUCCAAGCCAAGUACGACCCUCAAGGCGCUUGGGCCAAGGCUCACCCGGACGUCUAA
This is a messenger RNA of Gryllus bimaculatus (two-spotted cricket), 456 nucleotides long. The record is from the annotation of a GenBank genome assembly. NCBI's taxonomy places the organism in Eukaryota, Metazoa, Arthropoda, Insecta, Orthoptera, Gryllidae.